AGGUCGAGCGUGAGGGAGUUUGUUGUCUUCGUCGGGCGCACUGUCGCCAAACGGACCCCGCCUGGCCAACGACAAUCCGUCCAACACGAAGGUCCGUUUCCCAACUUUCUUCUCAUCGAAAUUAGGUUAAGUUUACUGAGCAAUUCUGGUACUUUGGUGGAAUUAGGAUUUGGUUAUGGUUUUGGACCUUGA
Messenger RNA from Thlaspi arvense, 192 nucleotides. NCBI's taxonomy places the organism in Eukaryota, Viridiplantae, Streptophyta, Magnoliopsida, Brassicales, Brassicaceae. The record is from the annotation of a GenBank genome assembly.